AUGGAUGCCGCUCCAGGCGAUAAUACAGAUGAGGUCUUCUCGAGUCUGGACUUGGCUCCAACGGAAGCCGAACUGCCACGAGGUGUCGAAACGUACCCGGUGCCAUUCUUACCGACUGAAACACAGGCAAGCGCCGAAAGCAGACGAAGCAAUGAACCUACGUCAGAGGUAAAUUUUCCACUACCCGUCAGCGAACCCGAUUUUACGGAGGAUGUGGAAGAGCUCCGCGUGCUGGAGGCACGAGAAUCAUCGCUUUCGCCAGGUGGGGCAAUUACAUCGCCGUCGCCAGGACUUUGUCCGGAGGACACGGCUCAUUCAUCGCCUCCAAUACCAGAAGAAUCAACCAUACAAACCCCGAGGUACGACUCGCCUGCAGCUAUAUAUGCUCGCUAUAUUGCCGCAAGGGAGGCGUGGUAUGCGGCGCAGCCCAAGGGGAGCAUCAAGACUAAUCAAAUGUAUCGCAAGGCAAGCGGGCUACCUUUGCGGUAUGACAAACAGAGCUAUGCAUGGUGUUUAGAUUACAAACAGAUGUCUAGUCGUUGUGCUUCGCCAUCGGGUAUGAGAGAAUGGACUAAGGAAGAAAUGAUGGCGUAUCUGGACUGGAGCAAACAGGAAGAUGAUCGAAUUGAGGCUAAGGUAGCUGCAGAAAUACGUGACGAUCCUGCGGCAUGGAAAAGGAGGGGUGUAAAACACGUUUGGAGGAGCAUAGAGAAAGGCAUGGCAGAGCAGAAAGCACUGUAUUCGCUUAAGGGGCAGGAAGAAGUCGAGGACUGUAUAGUUGUCAAAUAA
Molecule: messenger RNA, 789 nt
Organism: Metarhizium robertsii ARSEF 23
Lineage: Eukaryota; Fungi; Ascomycota; Sordariomycetes; Hypocreales; Clavicipitaceae
Exons: 1
Coding region: 1-789 (262 amino acids)
Source: RefSeq, a predicted model, not a curated record